Messenger RNA from Strongylus vulgaris, 483 nucleotides. NCBI's taxonomy places the organism in Eukaryota, Metazoa, Nematoda, Chromadorea, Rhabditida, Strongylidae. The record is from the annotation of a GenBank genome assembly.
AUGGCGGUACCGCAAGAUGCAGAAGAGCCCGUUUGCCCUGAGCGUUUUCGUAGUUCUCUAAAGGAGGGUUCAUUUACCGUGCCGGACAUUUCAACGAAAGUAUAUAAGGAGGAGUGCACUUACUGUUUUCGUACGCCUUUCUUUGCAGGAGGAUUGUUUAUUUGCCUAAAGACGUAUGCCUGCUUUUGUUUCACUCAUGUGGGCUUGUAUGCUGAGCAGUCAGGGAAUUCGCUUUUCCUUCACAUCUCCAGCAAAAAGGUGACUCUUGAAUCUGAGGAAGAGUCAGAUGGAGAGCCGAAGGACAAAAUCACACGCCUUGCAAUUGGAACAGACAGCGGAUUUGAGCCAAAGAAAUUCGAUGUGGUGGACAGCUACGCGCUGGUUUUAUAUCCUCAUAUAAACGCUAAAUGUCCAGUGGACGAGAAGCUUGGCGCUGAUCUUUACGGGUUAGUGUCGAAAUCCUAUAUCGGCCCAGGUUUUUAA